CACACCCUCCACCGGCCACACGCUAUCAGCUGGAGGUGGGGAGGGUGCUGGGAGGGGGAGCCAUUGGCCCGCCUGCCGCCACCGCCAGACGCAGCUCCCCAGCUCCGAUCCUCUGAGCCACUGGUGCAGAAGCUGAGUGGGGGCCCAGAGGGAGGUCAGGCCGUCAGCUGAGACCACUCCCCUCCCUCGCCAGCUCCCCACCCACUCACCCCAAGCCAGCUUUUUUCCUGUUAUCGGAGCUCCCGGGAAAGCUCGGCUGGGUGCCUGGAGGAGACGCCUGUUACCUAGGCUGUGAGGAAAAGCAGCGGCCCUGGGAGCUGGGCCUGUGCCCCCUCCCUGCCUGGUCUUGGGGCCUCUGAGCACCUGGCCACGGGGUCUGGGAAGAGGCCCAGCACUCGGUCUGCAGCCGGGAGAGUCGCCGAGGGAUGAGGACGCUACAGCGCAGUGGACCGCCCUCUCUGCUUUCGCGACCGCGAGCGCGCAGCGCCCCGGAGCCGGGCAGAGCCUGACGUCCUGUCGUCUCCCUUCGCGCACAGGGCUCCGCCAGUGACCUGCCCCGCCGCUGCAUGGAACGGCUGCAGAAGCAACCACUUACCUCCCCUGGGAGCGUGAGCUCCUCCAGAGACUCCAGCGUGCCUGGCUCUCCCUCCAGCAUCGUGGCCAAGAUGGACAAUCAGGUGCUGGGCUACAAAGACUUGGCCGCCAUCCCCAAGGACAAGGCCAUCCUGGACAUUGAGCGGCCUGACCUCAUGAUCUAUGAGCCCCAUUUUACCUAUUCUCUCCUGGAGCAUGUGGACCUUCCCAGAAGUCGGGAGCGCUCGCUGUCACCCAAAUCCACAUCCCCCCCACCAUCCCCAGAGGUGUGGGCAGAGAGCCGGUCCCCUGGAACCCUCUCUCAGGCUACAGCCCCAAGGACCACUGGCACCCCCCGGACCAGCCUGCCCCACUUCCACCAUCCUGAGACCACCCGCCCAGAUUCCAACAUCUACAAGAAGCCACCCAUCUACAAGCAAAGAGAGUCCAUGGGAGGCAGUCCUCAGAGCAAGCACCUUAUCGAGGACCUCAUCAUCGAGUCAUCUAAGUUCCCUGCAGCCCAGCCCCCCGACCCCAACCAGCCAGCCAAGAUAGAAACUGACUACUGGCCAUGUCCCCCGUCGCUGGCCGUCGUAGAGACAGAAUGGAGGAAGCGGAAGGCAUCUCGAAGAGGAGCAGAGGAAGAAGAGGAGGAGGAAGAGGAUGACUCGGGGGAUGAGAUGAAGGCUCUCCGGGAGCGGCAGCGAGAGGAGCUCAGUAAGGUUACUUCCAACUUGGGAAAGAUGAUCUUGAAGGAAGAGAUGGAGAAGUCACUGCCUAUCCGGAGGAAAACCCGCUCCCUGCCUGACCGGACCCCCUUUCACACCUCUUUGCACGGAGGAACGUCUAAGUCUUCUUCUCUCCCGGCCUAUGGCAGGACUACCCUGAGCCGGCUUCAGUCCACGGACUUCAGCCCAUCAUCGGGGAGUGAGACUGGAAGCCCAGGCCUGCAGAACGGAGAGGGCCAGAGGGGGAGGAUGGACCGGGGGAACUCCCUGCCCUGUGUGCUGGAGCAGAAGAUCUACCCCUAUGAAAUGCUGGUGGUGACCAACAAGGGGCGAACCAAGUUGCCUCCAGGUGUGGAUCGGAUGAGGCUUGAGAGGCAUCUGUCAGCUGAAGACUUCUCCAGGGUAUUUUCCAUGUCACCUGAAGAGUUCAGCAAGCUGGCUCUGUGGAAGCGGAAUGAACUCAAGAAAAAGGCCUCUCUCUUCUGAUCACCCCACACUCUCCAUGACUGGCCCUCAACCCUGCUGCUUCAGACUCUGGAGUGGGGGCUGCUACACCUCAAAGCAUCAUCUCUCGGGGGAGUGGUGAGGGCGCUCAGUGGGGUUGCUCCACCCCCUGGUGGAGGGCAUAAAGAUCUCCGCAGUGCCAGCGUUCUGGGGCCCGGACUCUCUUCCCCACGAGGAGUCUUGUCUCAUCCCUGGUCCUCACGGCACACGUGGCCUGGUGCCCCCCACACAAAGAGCAAGAGUGUGUGCCCUCUCCCUGCCCCCACCCCCACAUGAAGUUCCCCAGAAACAAGCAAGGAGAAAAGGACAUGGCACUUAGUGGGCAGGCCUGUCCUGACCAAAAGGUGGCACCCUCUGGCCUAGCAGGAGGAGGGUAAACAUGAGGCAGGGAGGGAGAGCGUCAGGGCCCUGUGAGCCUGAGCCUCCUCCUCACCUCCCCUAUCAGCACCCCCUGCACUGGGCAUCUAAGCAAGCAGGAGCUCAGCCUCCAGCAGGGAAACACCUGCGUCCAGCUUGCCCUGUCCUCUCCUUGCACCCCAAGCUCAAAGCCUCUUGCUCCAGCCUGUGGCUUCCCCCAGAAGCCCUGGCUUAGAGUGGAGAUGUCACCUAUACGAAAUCCCAGUCACUGUCAGCCUCCAAGCAGAGUGAGCUAGAAUGCUACCUUCUAGCACCAGCUCAGGUCCUAGGCACUGCCUGGGCCUUCAGGCGCCCUUGGAUGGGAUGGGAAGGCCAAGCUACCAGACGCCCUGGUGUCCCGGCUACCAGGUCCCACCCACACCCAUGUACCCCUAACUAUGCUCUUUAAAGAAUGUAAUUUAUUGGGGCACCCCCUAGCUGCUUUCUUCACCUCUCUGCCAUACCUAUUCACACUCCCAGCUUUUCUCCUCUACAGACAUCUAUGUGUAUAUAAUUAUAUAUAUAUAUGAUUAUUAUUUUUUUGCCUGGAUCUGGGUUUCAUUCCUGCCCAGACCCUGGCAUCCCUUUCCAUGGUGUGUAUGUGACAAUGCUGGGGGAGGGGACUCUGCUUGGAAUUAAAAGGUUGCAUUGGGUCCCCAA
Condylura cristata (star-nosed mole) is the source of this 2861-nucleotide messenger RNA. RefSeq names its product dematin actin binding protein (gene DMTN). Gene Ontology annotation, cellular component: plasma membrane; actin cytoskeleton. The record is from RefSeq and is a predicted model, not a curated record. The transcript has 16 exons. NCBI's taxonomy places the organism in Eukaryota, Metazoa, Chordata, Mammalia, Eulipotyphla, Talpidae. Gene Ontology annotation, molecular function: actin filament binding. Gene Ontology annotation, biological process: cytoskeleton organization; actin filament bundle assembly; lamellipodium assembly. The coding region runs from base 567 to 1787 and encodes 406 amino acids.